AUGCCGCCGCAGUCACAAGACGCCGCGCAGGGACGGGAGGUUGGAAGCGGCACACAUGGUGAGGAGAAGCAAUAUGCAAAGGUGCAGCAGCGCCCGGUCAGGUACGACGUGAGGAGAGGAGAGGAGGCGGUGGCUCAAGGGAAACGGAGAAUUGAACCGGGGUGGCAGAUUGUGGGGUAG
Colletotrichum spaethianum is the source of this 180-nucleotide messenger RNA. RefSeq lists its product as uncharacterized. The record is from RefSeq and is a predicted model, not a curated record. Bases 1 to 180 code for a protein of 59 amino acids. The transcript has a single exon. NCBI's taxonomy places the organism in Eukaryota, Fungi, Ascomycota, Sordariomycetes, Glomerellales, Glomerellaceae.